GCUUCUCAUUUGUGAUUAUUGCCGUGUUGCCAUUAGGUGACGCACUUCAACAUCUGGUCUAUUUUAUAAGUAAAUACUAGAAGAAUUACCAAAUAAAAUACACAUUAAGCCGUAAUCUUGGCGCUAGUUCAAAACAAAAAUGAACAGCCAUCUGUCCCCAGCACAAGCUGUGACUACUGUCAAAGUGCGCAGACUGUACCAUCAGAAAUAUCGUGAAGAAUGGGAAAGAUUUCCAUCUUUCGCACCUUGGCUUUGUCGAGGCGACGACGGCUAUUCGGCCCACUGUAAAAUAUGCGAUGCGAAUGUUUUAGCGCGUCUCGCAUCCAUUAAACAACACAACAAUGCCGUGAAGCAUCAGAAGGCAAUGCAAUCUUAUAAUCCGGGCCUAAAGAUUGAAAACAUGAAGACCGAGAAUUUGAAGAAUGAGUCCUCGAAACCUGUGCCACAGAAAGCUGUUAUUGUCAAGCCAAAACCAAAAAUUAAACGCAUCAAAGUGGAAAAGAUUGAUCCUACUUCACCUGUUCCUCCUCCAGAAAUGGAUAUGGAGCUAGACAAUUGUUCUAACGAUUCAAUACUGGAGGAUUUGUUGGGCAACGAGGAUGACAUCGAGCCAGAGUAUUUGCAUUCGGUGGGCGAGCAGGUGAUCAACAUAAAACCUGAGACAAUUCAUGAGUUUAAAAUUGACGAAACUAACGAGGAAAAUUUCGAGGACGACAACAUUAUCAGCGAAUUUGAUUUGUUUGGGAAGAGUCUUUCUCUACAACUCAAUCACAUGGAGCUUGAGGAUGCAUUACUUUGUCAGGAGCGACUUCAAGUUGUGUUGACAGAAUUUCGACUCAAGAUUCUAAAGCGUAAAGCAAAACGCAGUUUUUAAUUUUUAUUUAAGGCUAGCAUAUAUUGUACAUAUAUUAAUGUAUGUAUUUUGUUAAAACGCUAAUUAUCUGAAAUCAGUAAUAAAAUAUAAU
Drosophila albomicans is the source of this 965-nucleotide messenger RNA. RefSeq lists its product as uncharacterized. The record is from RefSeq and is a predicted model, not a curated record. The transcript has 3 exons. Lineage: Eukaryota; Metazoa; Arthropoda; Insecta; Diptera; Drosophilidae. Bases 140 to 874 code for a protein of 244 amino acids.